Acomys russatus (golden spiny mouse) is the source of this 1065-nucleotide messenger RNA. It is a transcript of the gene Naca, whose product is annotated as nascent polypeptide associated complex subunit alpha. Gene Ontology annotation, biological process: protein targeting to membrane. Bases 39 to 1034 code for a protein of 331 amino acids. The transcript has 9 exons. Gene Ontology annotation, cellular component: nascent polypeptide-associated complex; cytoplasm. The record is from RefSeq and is a predicted model, not a curated record. NCBI's taxonomy places the organism in Eukaryota, Metazoa, Chordata, Mammalia, Rodentia, Muridae.
ACCGGAAGAGGAGGCACGUGCACCUGACCCGGAAGCGCAUGUUGGUCCCGCCCCAUCGGCGCUCCGGGCUUCCUUCUGCAACAGGCGUGGGUCACGCUCUUGCUCGCUCUCUUUCUACCGCCAUCUUGGUUCCGCGUCCUCCGCUCGAAAUGCCUGGUGAAGCCACAGAAACCGUCCCUGCUACGGAGCAGGAGUUGCCACAGCCUCAGGCUGAGACAGUUCCCCUUCUGCCUCCUAAACAGCCAUUGAUUGAGUCCUCGCCUGGGUCAGUGCUGGAAUCCUCUAAGCUCCCAGCCCCUGCUGAUGAGGAUGAGCUGCCGCCUCUGAUUCCCCCGGAAGCAGACUCUGGGGCAGUGCCUUUCGAGCCGAUCCUGGUCAACAUGCCCACCCCUAAACCUGCUGGGAUCCCUGCCCCAGCCCCCUCUGCCAAGCAGCCUGUUCUGAAGGACAACAAGGGGUCGGGGACAGAAUCUGACAGUGACGAGUCAGUGCCAGAGCUUGAGGAACAAGACUCCACACAGACAACCACACAACAAGCCCAGCUGGCGGCAGCUGCGGAAAUCGAUGAAGAACCAGUCAGUAAAGCAAAGCAGAGUCGGAGUGAAAAGAAGGCCAGGAAGGCAAUGUCCAAACUGGGUCUUCGACAGGUCACGGGGGUGACCAGAGUCACUAUCCGGAAAUCUAAAAAUAUCCUCUUUGUCAUCACAAAACCAGACGUCUACAAGAGCCCAGCUUCAGAUACCUACAUAGUUUUUGGGGAAGCCAAGAUUGAAGAUUUGUCUCAGCAAGCACAGUUAGCAGCUGCUGAGAAGUUUAAAGUUCAGAGUGAAGGUAUUUCAAACAUUCAAGAAAACACCCAGACUCCAACUGUACAGGAGGAGAGUGAAGAGGAAGAGGUUGAUGAAACAGGCGUGGAAGUUAAGGACAUAGAGUUGGUCAUGUCACAAGCAAAUGUCUCGAGAGCAAAAGCAGUUCGAGCCCUGAAAAACAACAGUAACGAUAUUGUAAAUGCUAUUAUGGAAUUAACAAUGUAACUAUUUGACAUCAAGACAACCCUCCCCACCC